ACGGCUCGGAGGCUUCAACCGUUUUCACUCGAGGGCUAAAUUACGAGACUCCGCUAAUACAUAAUAAUAGAUCACCACGUCUUGUUUUCUCUAACUGUCAACGGACCCGUCACCAAGUUGAACAGCCUCGAGCUGAUUCAUAAGGUCUCGAGAUACACCAAGCUCAUUAGCUCGACGCUUACAGUACACAUAUCGAGUUUAUAAGAGACAAGGAAAAUCACAAUGGCGGCGCCUCCAAGACGCCAAUCGACAUUGUCGAUGAGCAGUACAGUGACAGAGAAAGCAUCAACCCAAUACGCAGACGGCCAACAGCAACAUUCAAUACGCCAAAGCCAACUCAUUCAAACAAGUACAAGUGGUGGUCUUCGAGUACCCUCCAAUCGCAAAACGAUAUAUGAUCGACAUCUCAAUAGAAGCCAAAAGGCAGAUCUGAGUCGGGCGUCAUUUGCCUUCCUGUUCGCGGAAAUGGUGACUUAUGCGCAACGGAGAGUUACUGGUAUUCAAGAUCUUGAGAAACGUCUGAAUGAACAAGGCUACCCUUUAGGUCUACGCCUGCUCGACCUCCUCUUCUACCGUUCUAUAUCAAGCACAUCCUCCUCCACUCUCACAUCAUCAUCUACAUCCUCCUCCCCACCAAACCGUCCUCUCCGAAUCCUCCCUCUCCUCCAUCUCAUUCACGGUCCCCUCUGGCGUCUCCUCUUCCAACGCCCCGCCGACGCCCUUGAACACUCCGUAUCCCCCGAAACGCCCAAUGAAUACAUGAUCACCGAUAACGAUCCGCUCGUCAAUACAUAUAUCAGCGUCCCCAAGGAAAUGAGUAUGCUCAAUUGUGCUGCUUUUGUAGCGGGGAUUAUCGAAGGGGUAUGUGAUGGGUGUGGGUUUGAGGCUAAAGUGACGGCUCAUAAUCAGGGGACGGAGAUGUGGCCUGGUAGAACGGUGUUUUUGGUGAGGUUUGGUGAGACAGUUAUGGAGAGGGAAAAUGUUCUUGAGCGUGCUGGUGUUAAGUAAUGGGUUUCUUUUCUUAUUUGAAAUAAAGACUCUGGCGUCAAGAUUUUAUGGCUAAGAGGUCAUCUCAGUUGUUGUUAUAGUAUAGCACAUGCAUAUAUUCCAAUACCAUUGUUUUACC
This is a messenger RNA of Talaromyces stipitatus ATCC 10500, 1126 nucleotides long. Its product is annotated as BET3 family protein. NCBI's taxonomy places the organism in Eukaryota, Fungi, Ascomycota, Eurotiomycetes, Eurotiales, Trichocomaceae. Bases 223 to 1008 code for a protein of 261 amino acids. Gene Ontology annotation, biological process: endoplasmic reticulum to Golgi vesicle-mediated transport. Gene Ontology annotation, cellular component: TRAPPIII protein complex; TRAPPII protein complex; TRAPPI protein complex. The record is from RefSeq and is a predicted model, not a curated record. The transcript has 2 exons.